Molecule: messenger RNA, 7084 nt
Organism: Pipistrellus kuhlii (Kuhl's pipistrelle)
Lineage: Eukaryota; Metazoa; Chordata; Mammalia; Chiroptera; Vespertilionidae
Gene: TULP4
Product: TUB like protein 4
Exons: 15
Coding region: 2061-6659 (1532 amino acids)
Molecular function (GO): protein binding
Source: RefSeq, a predicted model, not a curated record
GUGCAAAUGCUUCCUGAGAGAUUUUGGUGGUUUUGAUUUACUGGCACAUACAACUGUAUACACUGUGACUCAUCUGUAGUAGGGCAUCUCGAGGCAUUAUGUGUAGCUGCUGCCUUGCUCCUGCCUGCUGCUCCUCGCGUUUGUAAGACUCCAAGGCCUGCACGCUGUGAUUGCUCAGAUGGUUCCUAAAAUGACUGGGAAACAGACACUUGACGGGCCAGUUGAAGAGUGGAUGCUGGUGUCUAUUUAAAACCUUUCUAUGCACACACGCAAACACACACGAGAAGACAGGCUCGUUCUGGCGCACACUUGAAGCAUUUUACAACUGAUGAAAAUUAAUCUAAGAAUCAGAUGGAGCAACUUGACACCACUGGGCUCAGGAGCCCGGGGAGAAAAAUACAUCACUAAUGGCCAAUUUUCCAUUUGGUCUUCACGGGUAAAGAAAGUCUGCAAAAAGAAGAAGAAAAAACUUGCACAGAUAAGCUUCAGAAAUACCUCCAGUUUGAACAAGGAGCUUAGUGAGACGGCGGCCGGGGAGCAGUGUGAUCUCAAGCCUUGCAGGUGGGAUCAAGCGGUGUUUUUUGCACUUUAUUUUUCAGUGGGUUUGAUGAUUUGGACAGAGACUGUACCAUUCUGGACCGACAAGUUUCUUUACGUGAGCUUGUGACUGGAGGAAAGCCAGUUCAGGUUUGAUGGGACAAGUUUGAACAGUGAACUGGUUCCUUUCCCUUUUUCAGUUGACUAUACCCAAGAAAUUUUAAUUUAUUACUUCCCUUUUCUUUUCUGUAUCUAUAGGAUAAUAUCCUAGAUAGCAUUUGAAACCGAUAAAUGAAUAUCAAGGAACACCUAAGCGAAGCUGCUUUUCCUUGGACUGUGCGUGUGGCAUUGGGAAACCGUCUCUGAAUGUGAACAGAAAAGGGCCCAUCAGCCAGACCGGGUGACUCUUUAGGGAAACGUCGGGGAAGACCCCGCCCUUGCCUGUGUUUCUGGUCUUUUCUCUUCUCUGUGGAGUUUAAGAAGACUUGUGCAUGUAAGAGGAGGAUUACUUGAUGGACUUAAGUCUGAGGUUCUUUUUUUUCCUUCAAUGAAAAAGAUGUGACUUUUAGGAGCAGAAAGGGGCGGAGUUAGACGGUGGGGGAGGAGACAGGCAGGAGAGAAGAAAGCUCGGGAGGGUUCGCUUUGGCAGCAGGAGGAUUAGGACUCACCUGGGCAAACACGUGGGCCAGCUCUGGCUCUGCAGACAGGGGGCUUCUCUCGGCCGCUCCGUGGCAUGAGGGCUGCUGGGCUGUGAGGGCAUCAGAGAGAGCCCAGCUCGGGGGCACAGGGACUGGCCAGGAAGCCGCUGCGGCUCUCGGGGGGGCAUUCUGGGCUCUGAACCACGGCAAAGACUCUCUUCCGGAACGCGGACUGCUGCCUGCACAAACUGUUGUCCUGCACGGUGUGUGCCUUUUCCCCCUUACGCAGCCUUUCCAGCGCUAGCAGCAGGAACUUUCUCGCUGAGAAAACAUGCCAGAGGGUGGCCGCAGGGAGAGGGGGAUCCCUGUGCUUUGUUUCUGCCUCUGAACUUGUGAAGAGAAAAUUCCAGCUGAGGGAUUCUUAAAGCCUUAAGUUACUUGAAAUCUAUGUAUUUGCAGCCCUUGGUCUCUGGAAUCACAUUACGCUAAACUGGAAUCUCAGGCGGAACCAGAAUAACCGAGUUGAGUAGAAAGUCGGAAACUCCGUUUCUUGCGCACUACAGAUUAGCGAUGCUCUUUCUCCAAAGGGCCAGCCCCCUCCUCCUCUAAGGACUUGAAAAUAAAAAUGGGCCCCAGGUUUUUUUAAGCAUUACCUUUUCUUAGCAGACUGCCAUCGUCUUUUAUAGAGGACUUUUUUGACUAUGCAUUUGGGGAUCUUUAUAAAAUACUGACCUUCUGAUUAGAUCCAGGUCAAUCUUAAUUAGAGGAGACCGGGGAAGCCAAGCAAGCCGACCACAGAAAUAGAAUAUUCCAUCCAUGAGAGGAGCCGGGAGGCUUUGUCAGCGGCCAGCGGUACUCUGCAAGGACAGUAGUCACUGAGAAAGCAUGUAUGCAGCGGUGGAGCAGGGGCCUGUCCUCUACAGCGACUCCAACAUCCUCUGCCUGUCCUGGAAGGGCCGCGUCCCCAAGAGCGAGAAGGAGAAGCCCGUGUGCAGGAGGCGCUACUACGAGGAGGGCUGGCUGGCCACGGGCAACGGCCGCGGCGUCGUGGGCGUGACCUUCACCUCCAGCCACUGCCGCCGGGACAGGAGCACGCCGCAGAGAAUUAACUUCAACCUGCGGGGCCACAACAGCGAGGUUGUGCUGGUGAGGUGGAAUGAGCCAUACCAGAAGCUGGCCACAUGUGACGCAGAUGGAGGGAUAUUUGUGUGGAUUCAGUACGAAGGAAGAUGGUCUGUGGAGCUGGUCAACGACCGAGGGGCUCAGGUGAGUGACUUCACGUGGAGCCACGAUGGAACGCAAGCACUUAUUUCCUAUCGAGACGGGUUUGUCCUGGUCGGCUCUGUCAGCGGACAAAGACACUGGUCAUCUGAGAUCAACCUGGAAAGUCAGAUCACAUGUGGCAUCUGGACUCCUGAUGACCAACAGGUGCUGUUCGGCACGGCCGACGGGCAGGUGAUCGUCAUGGACUGCCACGGCAGGAUGCUGGCACACGUCCUCCUGCACGAGUCUGAUGGCAUCAUCAGCAUGGCCUGGAACUACCCUACCUUCCUGGUGGAGGACAGCAGCGAGAGCGACACGGACUCCGACGACUACUCCCCGCCCCAAGAUGGCCCCGUAACAUAUCCCGUCCCGGUGCAGCAUAUCAGGCCACUGCUCACCGUCAGCUUCACCUCGGGGGACAUCAGCCUAAUGAACAGCUACGAUGACUUGUCUCCCACUAUCAUCCGCUCAGGACUGAAAGAGGUGGUGGCCCAGUGGUGCACGCAGGGAGACCUUCUGGCAGUCGCUGGAAUGGAACGGCAGACGCAGCUUGGUGACCUUCCCAACGGCCCUCUCCUGAAGAGUGCCAUGGUCAAGUUCUACAAUGUGCGUGGGGAACACAUCUUCACACUGGACACACUUGUGCAACGCCCCAUCAUCUCCAUCUGCUGGGGCCACCGGGACUCCAGGCUGCUGAUGGCUUCGGGACCGGCCCUGUACGUGGUACGUGUGGAGCACCGGGUGUCCAGCCUGCAGCUGCUGUGCCAGCAGGCCAUUGCCAGUGCACUGCGAGAAGACAAGGACGUCAGCAAGCUGACCCUGCCCCCUCGCCUCUGCUCCUACCUCUCCUCCGCCUUCAUCCCCACCAUCAAGCCCCCCAUUCCAGACCCUAACAACAUGCGAGACUUUGUCAGCUACCCGUCGGCCGGCAACGAGCGCCUGCACUGCACCAUGAAGCGCACAGAGGAUGACCCAGAGGUGGGAGGCCCAUGCUACACGCUCUACCUGGAGUACAUGGGCGGGCUCGUGCCCAUCCUCAAGGGGCGGCGGAUCAGCAAGCUGCGGCCGGAGUUUGUCAUCAUGGACCCCCGGACAGACAGCAAAUCAGAUGAAAUCUAUGGGAACAGCUUGAUUUCUACCAUGAUCGACAGCUGCAACUGCUCGGACUCAAGUGACAUCGAACUAAGUGAUGACUGGGCUACCAAGAAAUCUCCCAAAAUCUCCCAAGCAAGCAAAUCACCCAAACUCCCAAGGAUCAACAUCGAAGCUCGCAAGUCACCCAAGUUGUCCCGGGCUGCUCAGGAGAUGUCCAGGUCCCCCCGGCUGCCGAUGCGCAAGCCCUCCAUUGGCUCGCCCAGCCUGACGCGAAGAGAGUUUCCCUUUGAAGACAUCACUCAGCACAACUACCUUGCUCAGGUCACGUCUAAUAUCUGGGGAACCAAGUUUAAGAUUGUGGGCUUGGCGGCUUUCCUGCCAACCAACCUCGGUGCAGUCAUCUACAAAACCAGCCUCCUGCACCUGCAGCCGCGGCAGAUGACCAUCUAUCUCCCGGAGGUCCGGAAGGUGUCCAUGGACUACGUGAACCUGCCCGUCUUCAACCCCAACGUGUUCAGUGAGGACGAGGACGACCUACCAGUGACAGGAGCAUCUGGCGUGCCUGAGAACAACCCGCCUUGUACCGUGAACAUCCCUAUCGCUCCCAUCCACAGCUCGGCGCAAGCCAUGUCCCCCACGCAGAGCAUCGGGCUGGUGCAGUCCCUGCUGGCCAACCAGAACGUGCAGCUGGACGUCCUGACCAACCAGACCACGGCCAUGGGGGCCACUGAGCACGCCAGUGAGAAUGCCACCCCGUACCCGGUCCCCAGCCGCUACUCCAGCCCCGGACAGGUGAUCUUCGGGGGCGUAGAGAUGGGCCGUCUCCUCCCGAGCCCCCCGCAGCUGCCCCUGCUGCCGCCCGCACAGGGGCCCGCGCCGGGGGCCCACGGAGACCGCGAGCACGAGCACCCGCAGAAGCCCGCCAAGGCGCUGCGGCCGCAGCUGGCCGCCGAGGGGGACGCCGUGGUGUUCGGGGCCCCCCAGGAGAUCCAGGGGGCCAAGCUGAACCCCCCACCGCCUUACCCAGGCACCAUCCCUGCCGCCCCCACCACCGCGCCGCCCCCGCCCCCGCCGCCCCCGCCGCAGCCCCCCGUGGACGUGUGCCUGAAGAAGGGCGACUUCUCGCUGUACCCCACGGCCGUGCACUACCAGCCGCCCCUGGGCUACGAGAGGAUCACCACCUUCGACAGCAGCGGCAACGUGGAGGAGGUGUGCCGGCCCCGGACGCGGGUGCUCUGCUCGCAGAACACCUGCACCCUCGCCGGCCCCGGCAGCUCGGCCACCCUGAGGCUCACGGCCACCGAGAAGAAGGUGCCGCAGCCCUGCACCAGCGCCACCCUGAACCGCCUUCACGUCCCCCGCUACGCCAUCCCCCCGGGAGACCCGCCCCCCUACCCCGACCUGGCCGGCCCGCUGGUCUCCAGCCGGGGGGCCACGCCGCGGCUGGACGGCGGCCUCAUCCACGCCACGCUGCGCAGGAACAACCGCGACGUGGUGCUCAAGGCCGCGGCGCCCGCCGAGCCCCCGCGGCUCCACCCGCCCCUGCAGCACCCGCACCCGCACCCCGCCAAGCCCAAGGCCACCGCCCAGUUCCCCCUGCGGCCCCCCGCAGCCCUCUACACCUGCAGCCAGUGCAGCGCAGGGGGUGCGCAGGCGGCCAGCACCUCCCCGCUGGCCUCCCAGUCCUCCUACAGCCUCCUGGGCCCGCCCGAGGGCAACCGCGAGCGCACCGACUACGUCAACUCGGCCUUCACGGAGGACGAGGCGCUGGCCCCGCACUGCCCCGUGGACAAGCCGCCGCGGCACGCCUCCCUGCCACUGCCUGAGGCCGCUGUGGCCGGGAAGCGGCCGCCCCCGUACCAGUGGGACCCUGUGCUGGGGGAGGACGUCUGGGUGCCUCAGGAGAGGACAGCACAGCCUGCAGUGCCCAACCCCCUGAAGCUGCCCGCCCUGGUCGUAGGUCAGAGCCAGCACCUGGACGUGUCCCGAGUGCCCUUCAUCUCCCCCAAGUCUCCCGCCAGCCCCACUGCCACUUUCCAGACGGGCUACGGAAUGGGAGUGCCCUACCCUGGAAGCUAUGGCAACCCCCCGCUGCCGGGAGUUCCGGCUCCCUGCUCCUCAAAAGAUGCCCUGUCCCCCACACAGUUUGCACAGCAGGAGCCCCCCGUGGUCCUGCAGCCGGCCUACCCUCCCAGCCUAUCCUACUGCACCUUGCCCCCCAUGUACCCCGGAAGCAGCACGUGCUCAAGUUUACAGCUGCCAUCCAUCGCCUUGCACCCCUGGAAUUCCUACAGCGCGUGCCCGCCCAUGCAGAAUCCCCAGAGCACCCUCCCCGCCAAGGCACACUUGGUGGAGAAGCCCCUCGUGUCCCCACCCCCGCCCAGUGACCUCCAGAGCCACCUGGGCGCAGAGGUGGUGGGAGAGACCUCGGACAGCUUCCAGGAGGUGCUCUCGCUGGCGGAGAGCCCCGUCCCGCAGCGGACAGAGAGGUUCGGGAGGAAGAGCCGGAAGCGCCUGGACAGCCGGGCGGAGGAGGGGAGUGUCCAGGCCAUCACCGAGGGCAAAGUGAAGAAGGAGGCGCGGACCCUGAGCGACUUCAAUUCCCUCAUCGCCAGCCCCCGCCUGGGCAGGGAGAAGAAGAAGGUGAAGAGCCAGAAGGACCAGCUCAAGUCCAAGAAGCUGAACAAGACGAACGAGUUCCAGGACAGCUCGGAGAGCGAGCCGGAGCUGUUCAUCAGCGGCGACGAGCUCAUGAACCAGAGCCAGGGCGGCAAGAAGGGCUGGAAGAGCAAGCGCAGCCUGCGCACGGCCAGCGAGCUGGACGAGUUCAAGUGCCGGAAGGCCAGCGAGCGGGAGGACGGGCGGCUGGGCAGCCAGGGCUUCGUGUACGUGAUGGCCAACAAGCAGCCUCUCUGGAACGAGGCCACCCAGGUGUACCAGCUGGACUUCGGCGGGCGCGUGACCCAGGAGUCGGCCAAGAACUUCCAGAUCGAGCUGGAGGGGCGGCAGGUGAUGCAGUUCGGCAGGAUCGAUGGCAAUGCGUACAUUCUGGACUUCCAGUACCCCUUCUCGGCUGUGCAGGCCUUCGCCGUGGCCCUGGCCAACGUGACGCAGCGCCUCAAGUGAAGAGACCGGCUUGGGGAGCAGAAAGCGCCCGAGGAGCCUUUUCAGAGAGGUCUGAUCUCGGAUGGUAGAGACCCCGCAAGGGCCUCAGGACCUGGGGACCAGAAGACAAGAGCAAACUGGAAAAGUCUGCCAGGCCCAGGAGAGGGCACAGACCGUUAGCGUUGUCGUUUGGGCUUUUAUUAUUCUUUAUUGUCUUUCUUUUUAAUCAGACAAAACAAUACAGAAGAGAGGUAUCUGGAAGCAGAGACCAGGCACCUGGAGUUUUUUUGGAACCAUAAUUGAUGGUGGUAAUGUGCCACUGGGCUUGCAUAUGUCAGCUACACACAACGGGUCCUUCAGAAGGAAGACAGACUGCAUUGUAGCCCGCUAUUCUUUUAGACGUACGGAGUAUGCCUUCUUCUCAUCCUCCACAGCAUCACUAGUGU